Necator americanus (New World hookworm) is the source of this 480-nucleotide messenger RNA. RefSeq lists its product as uncharacterized. The transcript has a single exon. NCBI's taxonomy places the organism in Eukaryota, Metazoa, Nematoda, Chromadorea, Rhabditida, Ancylostomatidae. Bases 1 to 480 code for a protein of 159 amino acids. The record is from RefSeq and is a predicted model, not a curated record.
AUGAGAGCGGCAUGGGCAGCAUUCGCAGCCGUCAGGAAAGCUACAGACCAAGUGAUGGAUCAGGAUCUUCGCGCCCAUCUGUUCGAUUCGACAGUUCUUCCAGCGCUUUGUUAUGCAGCGGAGACAUGGGCAGACACUGCUGCCACAUCUAAGAAGCUAUUUACUGUCCACAGAGCCCUUGAGAGAUGUCUUCUGAAGUUUAACUGGCGCGCACAACACCUAGCCGGUCUUCGCAGCUUCACGUUAAAAGGAAAAUCCCGUCUUCGCGACCCAGCGGAAUACGUAUCGAAAGCAAAACACAGAUGGGCCGGUCACAUCGUGAGAAGAAUCGACGAUAGAUGGACUAAAAGAACGCUAGAGUGGAUCCAAAAAGAUGCUAAACGCCCCCGAGGAAGACCGCCAACGAGAUGGGGUGACGUGUUCGCUACACGGAUGGACCAGCUGAGAGGUCUGCUGGAUGCGGCUCAAGGACUCCGUUAA